Capsicum annuum is the source of this 876-nucleotide messenger RNA. RefSeq names its product bet1-like protein At4g14600. Bases 189 to 590 code for a protein of 133 amino acids. The record is from RefSeq and is a predicted model, not a curated record. The transcript has 4 exons. NCBI's taxonomy places the organism in Eukaryota, Viridiplantae, Streptophyta, Magnoliopsida, Solanales, Solanaceae.
CCGUCAGAUUCCGCAAUCCAACGGUGAACAUGCACUCUCAGCGUCAUCUUACAACCAAAUGAAAAAAAAAAGGUAACAGCCUGUGAGGCACAGCAAUUUUCUUUAACUAACAGAAAAUUCUACCAAAUUCGAUAGAAUUUCAAAUUUUGUUAAAUUUAGGGUUUAGAAUUCCUUCAAUUUUAAUUUUAAUGGCUUCUAGCUCUCAUAGAGGCGGCGAUUUCUACGGCGCUGCUUCCUACAGAUCCAGUGAUGGAUUGAGUACGAGGCAAGUAGGUGGUUCAGAUGAGAUACAGUUGCGAAUUGAUCCGAUGCAUGGAGACCUAGAUGAUGAGAUUACAGGUCUUCGCAAGCAAGUAAAACAGCUUAGAAAUGUAGCACAAGAAAUUGAUUCGGAAGCAAAGUAUCAGAAUGAUUUUAUUAACCAACUGCAAAUGACAUUGAUCAAGGCUCAAGCUGGAGUAAAGAACAACAUGAGACAGUUGAACAGGAGUAUCAUCUCGGAAGGAUCAAACCAUGUGAUGCAUGUGGUUCUUUUUGCGCUAUUAUGCUUCUUUGUGAUAUAUUGGUUGGCUAAGUUUUCACGGAGAUAAGGGCAAUCUGUCUUUCUAUGCUGGUUUGCUAUUUGCUGGCACAAGUUCUGAUAAAGAAACAAUCUAUUCAAGCCAUCAAACAAAUGCUAAGUAGUGGUGAUUUUUUAGUGAUUCGGGAGGCAAGGAUGCAACUGUAGAAACUCCAAAUAUUAGUCUUGAUGUAAAUUUUUUCUUUAUGUAGAAGCACUGCCGGUUGCUUUUAGUUUAUCCCUUUUUUUUUGGUAAUACUUGCUAUUUGACAAUGACCAUUGGGUGCUUAUCUAAAAAAAUUGUGAUUAUGGUGCAA